Molecule: messenger RNA, 2915 nt
Organism: Apus apus (common swift)
Lineage: Eukaryota; Metazoa; Chordata; Aves; Apodiformes; Apodidae
Product: carbohydrate sulfotransferase 6-like
Exons: 3
Coding region: 1295-2476 (393 amino acids)
Biological process (GO): N-acetylglucosamine metabolic process; keratan sulfate proteoglycan biosynthetic process; carbohydrate metabolic process
Cellular component (GO): Golgi membrane
Molecular function (GO): N-acetylglucosamine 6-O-sulfotransferase activity
Source: RefSeq, a predicted model, not a curated record
CUGAUUUUAUUCUCUACACACUUUUUACUUCGGAACUACUUUAUUUUUGAACUUCUGUUUGAGUCUGUGUUAAACUCUGUAGUAGUCCUGACCCAGGCCUUUCUCCCAGCUCUUACCUGAUGGUCUGCAGCCUCUUCUUCAAUGCAAGUGAAACAUUAACAUGGUGAGCUAUGUCUUGGUUAUUCAACACGCUUUUGUGCUUGUGAAACUUGUGUACUUACAUGUGAAUUAUAAAUUAUUGCAAGACGUAUUUGCUGUAUAUACACAUAUACAUUUUGGUUUGUAAUCUCCAGUUUGCUUUUCUGUCUUUGGAGUCUGUACUUGGCAGCCUAUGCCUGCUGACAAUUUACUUCGUAUCAGAGCACACAGAGUUAAAGCAUCUGUCUGAUGCAUUUUAGUGUUUUUAGGCACUGUUCUGCUGUAGUCCCAGCUCUUCACCCUCGCAGUGGGGAUAGUGGUUGUGUGACUGUAUGAGUUCAUUCAAGGAGUUGAUUAUGGUGAAGAUAAUCUUUACCAAAUGUGCUCAGUUUUUCAGACAAGUGAGUUUCCUGAAUGAAUUUGCUAUGUCUGCACAAGCAUUUAGGGUGGGCAUAAGCAAGGAACAGCAAUCUCUGGAGAGACCACAGAAUGCUAUUUUAAGGGUUUGAGCUCUUGUACACCCACAAAAAUGGAAUGCUGAACAGAAGCCUGUUUGAGGUAGCAGCUGGAAUGUGAAAGAGGAUAAUGCCAGAAAACAAUAAUACUGGGAGAGUCCAUUAUCCAUCUCUCACUUUUCUCUCCUAUUGUAUCCUUCCACAUUAAGUUACGACAAAUGACACUGCUCAGAGCAACAGUUCAGUGAAUGCAUGUGAGAUAAGAAAUGGUGACUAGGUCUGGUUCAGGAAGUACAGAGAAAAAUAUCCCUAUGUUCUAUUUUCCUUUAGAAGGAGAAAGCUGGAAAAAAUCCUCUACAGUAAUUUAAGCUAUAUAAAUUACAAGAAUAAAAUUAAAAAGAAUUAAUUGUUGGCAGUUUGUAGGAUAUGACACAAUCCCUCAAUUUCUUUUGAAACGGGUCUGUUUCAGGGCUAGGACUAAGUAGUGAAUGCAACCUAAAAGGACCAGUAAAGGCAGAUGUGACUACAGCAGGGAGGAAAAAAACCUGUUCGUGUUACCUCUGCUGUGGUAAACUUUCUGGAUCGCUCUUAUACUGACUGUAGUUCUUUGUUCAUAGUUCUGAUUCCUUUCUUAAGCUCGGAGAGGUGUUUUACUUCUGUAAGUAACCAAGCAGUAGAAAAAAGCUAUUUGUAUUGUGAGAAUGGCAAGGAUUCGGAUUCCUAGCGCAAUUGUUAUACUUCUUGUUGCAGUUCAGACUGUGUUCUUACUCUUCAUGUGUGCCCGGUACAGUAGCUUCAUGCCUCAGUCUGAGCAGAAACCAUCUCAAGUCCACAUCCUCAUUCUCUCCUCCUGGCGGUCGGGAUCUUCUUUUGUUGGUCAACUUUUCAGCCAGCACCCCAACGUCUUCUACCUGAUGGAACCCGCAUGGCACGUGUGGGUUACAAUGUACCAGAACAGUGCCAAGGUCUUGCACAUGGCAGUGCGGGACCUCGUCAGGUCGGUCUUUCUGUGUGACAUGUCUGUGUUUGAUGCUUACAUGCCUUGGAAAAGAAAUUUAUCUGAUCUUUUCCAGUGGGCAGUGAGUCGGGCUCUGUGUUCAGCUCCUGCUUGUGACUCCUUUCAACGUACUGACAUAACCAGUGAAAUGGCAUGCAAGACUCUUUGUGGACGGUACCCCUUCAGCAAGGUGGAGGAAGCCUGUAAAACUUACAGCCAUGUUGUCAUCAAAGAGGUUCGGUUCUUUGACUUGAAGGUCCUUUACCCUCUUCUCACUGAUCCAUCCCUGAAUCUCAAAAUUAUUCACUUGGUCCGUGACCCCAGGGCAGUUGUCAAGUCACGGGAGCAAUCGGUUAAAGCAUUAGCUCGUGACAAUGGAAUUGUUUUGAGUACCAAUGGCACUAAAGUGGAGGACAGCAAAUACAAAGUAAUGCAAGAGAUAUGUAGAAGUCAUGUUCAGAUUUAUGAAACGGCUACUCUAAAACCACCUCAUUUCCUUAAAGAUCGCUAUUUAAUGAUCCGGUUUGAAGAUCUGGUAAGAGAUCCAUUAUCAGAAAUCUCAGAAAUGUACAAAUUUGCAGAUCUUAGUUUGACCCCCACACUUAAAAGCUGGAUCUAUAAUAUCACACAUGGACAGGGACCAGGAAAAAAAAAAGAAGCCUUCAAAAUCACAUCUCGAGAUGCAAUUAGCGUUUCACAGGCCUGGAGAAAUGUACUUUCCUUCCAGAAAAUUAAGAAAAUACAGGAAGUAUGCAAAGGUGCUAUAAACAUGCUUGGUUAUCAGCUGGUGGAUUCAGAAAAGGAGCAAAAAGAUCUGUCAUUGGAUUUAGUAUUGCCAAGACGACAAAAUCAAUUCAGUUGGUCAUCAUUUAAUCCAAAGCACUGAGACAUUAUUUUUGAGAGACCAGGGGAGGCAUGGGGGGGUGGGGAGGACAGUAUUUGUCUAUGGUGCAGCUUACAGGUAAUUUGAAAAACCUUGGCUGAUGAGUUUAACUAUUUUCCUGUCUGCUGUUUUUCCUAAACAGAAGAAGUUUUUUUCUGAGUUUCUUACACUGCAAAAACAAAACAAAAAAAAACAUGAGAAAUGCUGUGAGAUACUUGUUGAGUUGCAAAUUUACAGCUGAGCUGUGUUGUUCUCAGCAGUCUUUUAAAAAUAUAAUGGAAUUACUUUGAAAAAAAAAAAAGAAGAUGAAUUGUCAAAGAUGUCUUUGUUCAUUGGUAAUAGUUCACCUCUGUUUUCAUGCUUUAAGUAUUUAAGAAUAUCAGUUCUUUAUAUGUAUAAAUGGAACACAGUAGAAACUAAAUUCCUUCACUUUCUUCCAGAA